AUGGCGGCGCUGACCUUCCCCACGCCGCUGCAUGGGCACGUGGGUCGCGGUGCCUUCUGCGAUGUGUACGAGCCCGCGGAGGAUACAUUCUUGCUGCUGGACGCGCUGGAGGCGGCGGCGGCAGAGCUCAUGGGAGUGGAAAUAUGCCUUGAAGUGGGGUCAGGGUCAGGAGUUGUGUCCACAUUCCUAGCCUCUAUGAUAGGUCCUCAAGCUUUGUACAUGUGCACUGAUAUCAACCCUGAGGCAGCAGCUUGCACCCUCGAGACAGCACGCUGUAACAACGUUCACCUUCAGCCAGUAAUCACAGAUCUGGUCAAAGGCUUGCUACCAAGAUUGAAGGAAAAAGUUGAUCUUCUGGUGUUUAAUCCCCCCUACGUAGUGACUCCUCCUGAAGAGGUAGGAAGUCACGGAAUUGAGGCAGCUUGGGCUGGUGGCAGAAAAGGCCGAGAAGUCAUGGACAGACUCUUCCCACUGGCUCCAGAUCUCCUUUCACCUGGAGGCUUAUUCUACUUAGUUACCAUUAAAGAGAACCAUCCAGAAGAAAUUUUGAAAACAAUGAAGACAAAAGGUCUACAAGGGACCACUGCACUUUCCAGGCAAGCUGGUGGAGAAAUCCUUUCAGUCCUGAAGUUCACCAAGUCUUAAUGUACAGUCUGCUGGAUAUGCUGAAAAUCUAGAGAGUGAAUGAAAUGUUUUAUACUGAAUACAUGUAUAUGUAGAAACUGAAAGUAUUCUGCAUAUUUUGAAACUAAGUCAUUUCUUAAUGAGUACAAUUAUGAGAAACAUGUGGAUAAAGGUAGAAUCACCAAGAACAGACCUAUAUUAUUUUGUACAGGCAAAGAGUACACACACACACACAUACACACACACACACGAUAUAAUUUGCAUUUUAUAAAUGAAGGCACUUAUAAAGAUUUGUCUCGAAUCUUUAUAAGUAAUAGCAGAACAAUGAAGUCAACCUGAAUGUCAAUCAGUAAAAGAUUGGAAAAUAAAUUAUAGUAUAGUCAUGUUACAGAGCAUUAGAACUUACCCAGCCACUAAACAUGAGUCAAAGAUACCCUGAACCAGAGGGGGUUCAUAAUGUACUAGUAAGAAAAUAUAUAUGUUUUUGAAAAAAAUUCAUAGCAGGCAUGUUUAAAUAUGUAUAUAAGAAAGUCUAAGAUAAAUAAUGGGUGGGAAUGGAGAA
Condylura cristata (star-nosed mole) is the source of this 1186-nucleotide messenger RNA. It is a transcript of the gene HEMK2, whose product is annotated as N-6 adenine-specific DNA methyltransferase 1 (putative). The record is from RefSeq and is a predicted model, not a curated record. The transcript is spliced from 6 exons. Gene Ontology annotation, molecular function: nucleic acid binding; protein methyltransferase activity; S-adenosylmethionine-dependent methyltransferase activity. Gene Ontology annotation, biological process: methylation. The coding region runs from base 1 to 645 and encodes 214 amino acids. Gene Ontology annotation, cellular component: eRF1 methyltransferase complex. NCBI's taxonomy places the organism in Eukaryota, Metazoa, Chordata, Mammalia, Eulipotyphla, Talpidae.